AUGGCCAUUGCACCUGUCCGCAGUCACACACCCCCUCAGCUCUACGCGCCCAUCAGCGAGGGAAAAGAGCGGGAGAAACCGUUGGCGGUUGAGGGGGCCGGCGGGCGGAUGGCUCUGUGGCGCGGCGGGGCCUUCGUCUCGCUGGCGGUGGCGCUGGCCGUCACUCUGGAGGCGCUGGCCGAGUGGCUCGUGAGGCGACGGCAGCGGCGGGAGGCGCGCGAAGUCCUCUUCUUCCCGGCGGGCAUCACCUGCGUGGAAAGGCUGCUGGCGGCGGCCGAGAGGGAGGCGGAGGGGGUCGAGGGCGUCGGCCUGUUCCCCCCGCGCUGCUCCUGCCCGCUCCCCCACGAAGACGAGGGCCCCUUUGGCCGCCUCCUGGGCCGCCUCCUCGGCGCCCGCCCCUCCCUCCAGCUCUGCCUCUUCGCCUUCUCCAGCCCGCAGCUCUGCCGCGCCGUCCUCGUCCUCCACCGGCGGGGCGUCCGCAUCCGGGUCGUCACCGACGCCGACUACAUGGCCCUCCGGGGCUCCCAGAUCGGCAUCCUCCGCCGAGCCGGGAUUCAGGUACGUCAUGAUCAGGACAGUGGCUACAUGCACCAUAAAUUUGCCAUCAUAGACAAAAGGUUGCUGCUCACUGGCUCCCUCAACUGGACCACACAAGCCAUCCAGCAGAACAGGGAGAAUGUUUUGAUACUGGAAGAUGCAGAGUACGUGAAACUUUUUCUAAAGGAAUUUGAAAAGAUUUGGGAAAAUUAUAAUCCAGCUAACUAUAUAUUCUUCUCCAAAGAAGAGGUACCAAAAAAGGACAAACAUAAGCCUGAGACAGAAAGGCAGUUUAACAAAUGA
Messenger RNA from Gekko japonicus, 840 nucleotides. It is a transcript of the gene PLD6, whose product is annotated as phospholipase D family member 6. The transcript has 3 exons. Lineage: Eukaryota; Metazoa; Chordata; Lepidosauria; Squamata; Gekkonidae. Gene Ontology annotation, molecular function: RNA endonuclease activity producing 5'-phosphomonoesters, hydrolytic mechanism. The coding region runs from base 1 to 840 and encodes 279 amino acids. Gene Ontology annotation, cellular component: mitochondrion. The record is from RefSeq and is a predicted model, not a curated record. Gene Ontology annotation, biological process: piRNA processing.